AUGCCCUACCGCAUCCUCACCCUCAUCAUAAACCUCAUCAAUCUCAUCCUCGCCCUCACCCUGACCCUCCUGGCCCACGGCCUCACCACACUAACCCUCGCCGCCCUCUUCGCAACCGUUCACAUGUUCCACAACCCCUUCCAAUGCCGCCAUCUCCUUGAACAACUCCUACCAAACUUACCUCGACAAAACUUUACAUCAUGGCGCAUAACCCUCCUCUCCCUCAACACACCUCUCCUCCUAGCAAUGCCAUGCUGGAGCAAGCUGACGUACGGGCUAUGGUUCAGCUCGUGGUAUGCCCUCACCGUUGGGCUGGUGAGCGUAAUCGGGAAUGGAUUGUGUGCAUGGCAGUGGGUCAUGUGGGCGGAGGUGAUCUGA
Fulvia fulva is the source of this 378-nucleotide messenger RNA. RefSeq lists its product as uncharacterized. The record is from RefSeq and is a predicted model, not a curated record. The coding region runs from base 1 to 378 and encodes 125 amino acids. Lineage: Eukaryota; Fungi; Ascomycota; Dothideomycetes; Mycosphaerellales; Mycosphaerellaceae. The transcript has a single exon.